UCCACAAAAAAUUUUAUUCUUCUUCAAGCAAACGUUGUGAGUGGUCGGAUCCAUUUCGUUCGUUCAUUUAAAUUAAUUUAUAUUAUUAAAAAAUAUAUAUCAAAACAAAACUAUCCAUAAAUAAAACUAAAAUGCCGAAUUCAGACAGUCAACAAUCCAAUGGAAAUUACAACAAUCGCAAUGACGAUGAUGAUGACAUCCAUGAGCCUGAACAUAUGCGAAAACUUUUCAUUGGAGGACUAGAUUACCGCACCACCGAUGAUUCUUUAAAAUCUCAUUUCGAGCAAUGGGGAAAAAUUGUCGAUGUUGUGGUUAUGAAGGAUCCAAAAACGAAACGGUCACGCGGCUUUGGUUUCAUUACUUACUCCCACUCUUAUAUGAUCGAUGAUGCCCAAGCGGCUCGCCCUCAUAAAAUUGAUGGGCGUGUAGUCGAACCAAAGCGUGCUGUUCCACGUCAGGAUAUCGAUCGCCCCGAUGCUGGUGCUUCGGUUAAGAAAUUGUUUGUUGGUGGACUUAAGGAUGAUCACGAUGAAAAUUCUUUGCGUGAUUAUUUUUCAUCGUAUGGCAAAAUUCUUUCUGUCAAUAUUGUCAUGGACAAAGAAACUGGCAAACGAAGAGGUUUUGCUUUUAUUGAAUUUGAGGACUAUGACCCAGUUGAUAAAAUUGUUUUACAGAAAAACCACACCAUUAAGAAUAAAUCUCUAGAUAUUAAGAAAGCCUUGCCUAAACAUGAAAUGGAUCGCGGAUCUGGCGGAGGUGGCCAGGGAGGCGGUGGUAUGCGUGGUGGCCGUAUGGGCGGUGGACGUAAUGACCGUGGAAAUAAUCAAGGCAACAAUGGUUGGGGCGGCAAUCGCAACCAAAAUGAUAAUUGGGGUGGAAAUAGUAACUUUGGCGGUGGCUACAAUGGUGGCAAUCAAGGCGGUGGUGGUGGAGGUAAUUGGAACAACCCAUGGGAUAAUGGUAACCAAGGAGGAAGCGGCGGUGGUGGCUGGAACCAAGGAGGUGGUGGUGGUGGCUUCAAUAAUGGAGGCAACCAAGGUGGCAAUUGGGGAGGCAAUAAUGACAAUUUCGAUGAUGGAUUCCAACAGAACUUUGGUGGUGGCCCAAUGAGAGGUGGUAAUAACUUUGGCAACAACCGCAUGAAUCCCUACGGAGGUGGUGGUGGCGGUGGAAACUUUGGAAAACCCAUGGGUAAAAAAUUGCCAGGUCGCAUUGAGUCUUAAAGAUAAAUUAUAACAAAAUCAAAAAAGGCAGAAAGAGAGAGAGGGAGAGACAGUGAGGCGAAUAAAAAGAUUGGAAGUCAGAAAGAAAUAGGCAUAUUGUAUUAUAAAAAAAUAGAGUAUUGCAAUGAACCAAGAAAAGGCAAGAAGUUGUUGUAAUUUAUAAUCAGAGUUUUAAGAAAAUCAACAUAAAACAAAAGAAGAAGAAACUACGAAAUUACUUUUAACAAUUUUGACUUCGGCCAAAGAGAAGACCAAGAAUUACAGAACAAAAAAUCUUUCAAGCUCUAGAUCUGACAGUAAAAAAUCGCUUCCAAAAAAACAAAACAAAC
Episyrphus balteatus (marmalade hoverfly) is the source of this 1552-nucleotide messenger RNA. Its product is annotated as heterogeneous nuclear ribonucleoprotein A1-like. Lineage: Eukaryota; Metazoa; Arthropoda; Insecta; Diptera; Syrphidae. The record is from RefSeq and is a predicted model, not a curated record. Gene Ontology annotation, molecular function: RNA binding. The transcript has 4 exons. The coding region runs from base 132 to 1223 and encodes 363 amino acids.